Solanum pennellii is the source of this 664-nucleotide messenger RNA. RefSeq names its product transmembrane protein 230-like. The record is from RefSeq and is a predicted model, not a curated record. The transcript is spliced from 2 exons. Bases 123 to 434 code for a protein of 103 amino acids. Lineage: Eukaryota; Viridiplantae; Streptophyta; Magnoliopsida; Solanales; Solanaceae. Gene Ontology annotation, cellular component: endomembrane system.
UUUUAUUGACACACGCAAAAGACGCCUUCUUCUUAAGCCAAACUCUGUUUCUGCUGAAAAAAGGUAUUUCCCACUAACCCUUCUUCUUCUUCAAGCAUUACAAAGAAAUAGUGUUUGUUUCAAUGGCGUACGUCGAUCAUGCUUUCUCAAUUUCCGAUGAGGAUAUGAUGAUGGAAGGUUCUCAUGCCGAUAACAAUCGUGGACCUAUCAAAGAGAUCGCUCUUGCUAUUUCCCUUCUUGUAUUUGGUACCCUAGCUAUUUUUCUAGGUAUUUUCAUGGCAAUCAAUAAGGUCGGUGGCGAUACAGCUCAUGGGCUUUUUUUUGCUAUACUUGGUGGAGUUUUGUUUAUACCAGGGUUCUACUAUACAAGGAUUGCAUACUAUGCUUACAAGGGUUAUAAAGGUUUCUCUUUUUCCAAUAUACCUCCUGUCUAGAGUCGAGUAUCGAUUAUCGAUUAUUGAUUAUCGAAGCUCUUCAUACAUUGUACAGCUACCUCAUUUACUCUACCUAGAUAAGCUUGUGAAAAAAAAUUUAGUGUUGCUUCUAAUAGGUUGCCUCGGAUGUUGGAUGUUGAAUCUUUACUUGCUAAACUAUGUAAUCCUUUAACUCAGUAUGGACACGAUGUAAUAAUACGAGUGCUUGUUUGUUUACUGAUGUUUUUCAA